Corythoichthys intestinalis (scribbled pipefish) is the source of this 4205-nucleotide messenger RNA. It is a transcript of the gene xylt2, whose product is annotated as xylosyltransferase II. NCBI's taxonomy places the organism in Eukaryota, Metazoa, Chordata, Actinopteri, Syngnathiformes, Syngnathidae. The record is from RefSeq and is a predicted model, not a curated record. Gene Ontology annotation, biological process: heparan sulfate proteoglycan biosynthetic process; chondroitin sulfate proteoglycan biosynthetic process. The transcript is spliced from 11 exons. Bases 93 to 2693 code for a protein of 866 amino acids. Gene Ontology annotation, molecular function: protein xylosyltransferase activity. Gene Ontology annotation, cellular component: membrane.
AGAGUCACGGGCGCGCAAAACAAGCGCGUGUGCGCGCAGCUUUAAUGCGCAAUCCACGCGCUAUUUCAAGUUAGUACAGAGUCGAAGAAAAGAUGGUGGCCACCGCUAGAGUGCGGAAGCUCCUCCGACGAUACAAACUCGCGAUUGCGGUCGCUUUUAUGAUCCUCCUCGUUCAAGCUCUGGUCGUGUGGAGCCUGAAAAGUCUGGAAGACAGCGAGACGGGGAAAAAAACUAGAAGAUCGAAACUGCCUGACAACAGCCAGGACUUGUUGAAUGAUGCCACAAUUUUUGCGAGACACAGCCAAUGGCCUAAGAGUUACAGGGGCUUAUGGAGCAGCAGGCUGGAAAGGAAGGGGGACACAGCAACCAGCGCACCAAGACUGGGGACCAGCCAACUACAAGGAAAGCCAGGCAUCAUUCCGAAGAAUCCCCUCGAGCAGGGCCAAACGGGGACAGCCUUGGACGGAGGGGCACCUCAUGACCCAUCUAGUAACUUAAAUGAUAUCAAAGGUGGUGGUGCUGCGUUUCCAGGGGACCCAGGCAGCGUAGAUGGGGCACAGCAAGCUUCCGGCAUUGGUUUUGAGCCCAAAUGUACCAUCAUGAACAAGGAUGCCUGGUCUGCUUUACGCCGUGCAGUCACCAAUCAGUGUCGACAGGAGAUCGCCGACAUUGUGUGCCUGCAUGAGGCCGGGGUGCUCUUACCACAUGCCUUGCCACGAUUCUGCCCUCCUAUCAAUUCGUCAAGUCCCGAGGAGGCACUUGACGUCGAGCUGGACAACAGCCUGGCCGAUGAAGAAAACCCUGUCCGGAUAGCUUUUGUCAUAAUGGUCCACGGCCGCGCUGUACGACAAGUCAAGCGUAUCUUAAAAGCAAUAUACCACUCUGAUCACUUCUACUACAUCCAUGUAGAUCAGAGGUCAGACUACAUGCAUCGGGAGGUCCUCAAAAUAGCCGAGCAGUACCCAAAUGUGCGUGUGACGCCCUGGAGAAUGGUGACCAUCUGGGGUGGUGUCGGUCUGCUAAAGGCGUACCUCCGCGUCAUGGAGGACUUCGUCGCUAUGCCGGAUGUGAAAUGGGAUUUUUUUAUUAAUCUCAGUGGCACAGACUUUCCCACCAGGACUAUUGGUGAGCUGGUUGACUUUUUAGGACCAUACAAAGGCAAGAACUUCCUUAAGGCCCAUGGCAGAGAGGUUAGCCGGUUUAUCAAUAGGCAAGGGAUUGAUCGUCUCUUCUACGAGUGUGAUAACCACAUGUGGCGUGUUGGAGUGCGCAACAUUCCAGAAGGCAUAGAAAUCUCAGGCGGCUCAGAUUGGUUUGCACUCAGCCACCAAUUUGUGGACUAUAUCGCCACCUCAGAGGAUGACUUGGUGUCUGGACUAAAGCUGUUCUACUCCUAUACUUUACUCCCAGCUGAAUCCUUCUUCCAUACCUUGCUUUUGAACAGUCACUUGUGUCACACCUUCAUCGACAACAACCUUCGUGCAACCAACUGGAUUCGCAAACUAGGCUGUAAAUGCCAGUACAGGCACAUUGUGGAUUGGUGUGGCUGCUCUCCCAAUGACUACAAACCUCGCGAACUCAUGCGUAUCCAUCAAAUGUCCCGACCAACAUUCUUUGCACGCAAGUUUGAGUCGUUAGUUAACCAGGAAGCAAUGGAGAUUAUGGACACCCAUCUGUACGGUCAGUACGCACCAGGCACUGUUGCCGUCAAAGCGUACUGGGAGAACAAGUAUGAGCAGCUGGAUGGAUUGCACUCGCUCACUGACGUGGCACUCACUGCUUACACUUCUUUAAUCCGCCUGGGUCUGAAAAAUCUUGCGACAUCUCAACAGACCUGCUGGUUUGAACCUAUAGGCUACCCUUCGUCAGUGUACCUGUACUUCUAUGACGACCACUUUAAAGGGUACUUAAUACAACAGGAGGUUCAGACUGGGGGAUCAAAAGAAAAGGAGUCAAUCCAGAUAUGGGCUGCGCCCCAGGUUAAGUUGAAAAUUGAGCGGUAUCUUCCAGAAUUUGAAAGGCUGAGAAAUGUGCAGGUCAGCACAGAGUGGGAUCCAAAAGAACGAAUAUUGCGUAAUUUUGGCGGGAUCAUUGGUCCGUUUGAUGAACCAUACUCUGUUCAGCAUUGGGGUCGCGGGACCAACAUGACAGUUACUAUGGUGUGGAUUGAUCCUGCCCUGGUGGUGGCAGCCUCUUAUGAUGUCAAAGUGGAUACGGAAGCAGAAUUUACACUGCACAAGCCUCCACUGAAGCGCCCCCUACGGCCUGGCAUUUGGUCGUUACGUGUACUGAAACAGUGGGAGCAGAUGGCAGAAUUUCAAUUCCUUGUCAUCCCUUUGAACUUUAAAAAGAAGGAGCCACUCAAAGAGGAGGACAGCUUGGCAGUGCAUUCAGGUCCAUCUGGAAAUUUUUACACGGAUCAGAGCUUUGAUCACCUGAGUUCCAUCCUGCAGCUACCACCUCAGGAGCCCGCCAUGCUCGAAGCUCAACAAAAUGCCAAAUUGGUGGGGCCUGCCCUUGAAGCGUGGAUUGACGGCUCUGUGGAAACCCUCUGGGUUGUUAACGAGAUGUGCGCCACAGAAAAAUCAUCCUGCGCAGCCUUGCCGCUUUGCUCCAAAACAUCGUGGAGCUCCCUGUCCCCGGACCCUAAGUCUGAACUAGGCCCAGUCAAAAGUGACGGGAGAAUCAGGUAACCCCAGCGGGUUGGUGUAGACUGUGGCAGUCAACGCAGACAGACGUAAAGCAAGAGCUGGCCUGUAUUUGAGGCUGAAAACAGCAAUGUGAGUUCCAGGAGAAUCUGUAUACGUGGGAGGUUUGGCUCCAAGCUGAAGGCCGCAAGAACAACAUGACAUCUUGCACUGAAGAGCCACAAUGUUCUCUGUAGAAAUGACGUGCGAGAGGUGAAUGCUGGAAAUUUGCACAAUGACGACUGCAAGCCCAGAGACUUUUCCGGGUUUUCAGGAUGGCAUUAAUGCCGGAUGCUUUGUUUUUUUGUUUUUUUUUUUUUGCUGAAAGCAGCUACAUAUGGUUUUGACAGCAGAUGGGCGAGUGUUAAGAAUAAAAUUCUCGCCCUAACUUUGGAGUCAGGAUACAAUUUUAACUAGUUUUGUUCUCAUGACAAGGCAGAAUGAAAUUUACGGAUCAAGUUAUGCUUAUUUUGAAGCAUUUUAUAUUGGACGUGUGGAACAAAAGUGCACUACACUGUUAGAUAAUGUUACGCAAAGGUUGGAUGAUUGCAUUAGGGAUGAGGACAAGCUGAAAAGGUCAGUUUAUUUUUAUUUGGAAUUCUUCACAUCACAUAAUUUCUGACUGCAAUGCAGUUGUUUUAAAAUUCCAAAAUGUCAAAAGGUGUUUGCUGUAGAUGCCAAAAGAGAAAUGCUGGUAAAACAUCAGUUCUGUUCUGUAACCACUGCUGCUUGGUUAUUUUGAAGUACAUUUUGGAAGGGAAAUUUAAAUUUGUUACAUGUCAUACCUCUGGUGUAUUGGUUAAAAUUGAUUUUUAAAAAUUUUUGAUAACUUUUUUUUUUUGCAUGGGUCUGCUUUCCAGUCGAGGUCCUAUGACCAGAAAUGGCAAACACUGUAUGUUAUUAUUUGUGUGUUUUCUAGAAAUAUUUCCAUAUAUCAAAGCUGCCUUUUUACUUAGCUGAGAUGACUUGUUUACUGCAGGAUUAAAAAUUCCAAGAUGUGCAAUUUCUGCCUGCUCCAGUCUACAUCUAAGUUUGCAAUAUUAACACAUUUAAUGUGAGGCUUUUUAUUUUCCUAAAAAUGGUGAUUUUAUUUUUCAAGUGACCUUGUACACCUUGCACAGUACAGUUGCUUCAAUGAAGCCCUAUGUCUGUUAAAAAGAGAACUGCAGAUGUUAUUUUUAUACUGUAUACUGUUUGAGAACAAGUGUGUCCAUAUAUCUUUGGAUUUUAAACUAGCAUUAAAAAUGGUUUACUUAUAAUUUUGUUUUCUGAGUGGUGAUAGAGAGGAUGAGUUUUCUGUCCUUGCUGCUGUGGUAACCUAAGGAGGUGUUGGGGUGGGCUCUUGUGUACUUUGGUCUCCAAAGAAAACGAAGGAUUUCAUAAUAAUAAUAAAAAAAAAAGGACAGGGAAAUUAACGUGUGGCUGUCUUUCUUUAAAAUAUAAUGCAAAGAUGUUGGUGCUGCAGACAUUUUUGUCACUUCCUUGAUUAAAUGCCCAUAAUGUUUUUAAAGAGAACAC